This is a messenger RNA of Scaptodrosophila lebanonensis, 358 nucleotides long. It is a transcript of the gene Nop10, whose product is annotated as H/ACA ribonucleoprotein complex subunit 3. The transcript has 2 exons. The record is from RefSeq and is a predicted model, not a curated record. Gene Ontology annotation, biological process: positive regulation of telomerase RNA localization to Cajal body; ribosome biogenesis; snRNA pseudouridine synthesis. Gene Ontology annotation, molecular function: box H/ACA snoRNA binding; telomerase RNA binding. Lineage: Eukaryota; Metazoa; Arthropoda; Insecta; Diptera; Drosophilidae. The coding region runs from base 75 to 269 and encodes 64 amino acids. Gene Ontology annotation, cellular component: box H/ACA snoRNP complex; box H/ACA telomerase RNP complex.
UCUGAACUAGUGCUGCUCACACGUGUUUUUGUUGUGGAUUUCUAAAUUGCAAAUAAAAUACCAACAUUUUAAUUAUGUAUCUGAUGUACACGCUAAACGAAAACGGCGAGCGGGUUUACACGUUGAAGAAACGCACCGAGGAUGGCCGCCCCACUUUAUCGGCACAUCCAGCUCGGUUCUCGCCUGAGGACAAAUACUCACGACAACGCAUUACUAUCAAGAAACGUUUCGGACUGUUGCUGACGCAAAAGCCCGAGCCCGUGUUUUAAAUAAACGCAUUUCUAAGUUUAAUGGCUGAUACUAAUGUAUUUACUUACGAAUUAUAAAUAACAAAUUUUUUAUAAACAAAUACGCUAAA